AUGGAUUCGUCCGAAGCUUCGCGCCUCCUCCAGGCCCGUAUCUCGCAGCUGGAGCAGGAUGCCGCUGGAGAGAAAGACCAAGAGAUGGAAAUAGAAAGAGAAGUAAAGCGCGCCAAUCGAGAUCUUCUACAACAGGUAUCCAAGAUGGACGACAUGCAAAAAAUUGAGCAUCUUAUGAGGCGCUCAAGUGAAUUGUUAGCCGACAUGCGACGCCUGGAAAGAGAAAACCAGAAGAACAAGAAACGCGGAGACGCACUCCAGAAAGAACGAGAUGCUAGCCGUACAGAACUGAGCAAGACCGUGGGAUUGAAGGAGAAACUUGAAAAGCUGUGUCGAGAACUGCAAAGAGACAACAACAAGAUGAAGAAUGAGAACAAAGAGCUCCAGAGUACGCAGAAGCGAAAUAACGCCGCUUGGGACGAAAAAUUCGCAAGCUUGUUAUCGAAACUAGAGGGAUAUCAAGAAGAAAAGGACACCCCCAAGAAACAAGUAGUGGACAUGGAAAUGGAUGAAUUGUUCCGGGUUCGGUUCAAAUCCUUCAUUGAGCAGUAUGAGUUGCGCGAACUGCAUUUUCACUCUCUCAUGCGGACCAAAGAGCUCGAAGUGCAGUACCACUUAUCCCGCCAUGACAGGGAGAAGAAGAAUGCCGAAGCCGAAGCGAAUAAAGCGCGCCAUUUGCAGAACCAGGUCGGAGCGUUUACCAAGACCGAGACGGAGCUUCGGAAUCAGCUGAAUGUAUAUGUGGAUAAGUUCAAACAGGUGGAGGAUACUCUUAAUAAUAGCAACGACCUGUUUCUCUCAUUCCGAAAAGAAAUGGAGGAUAUGUCGAAGAAGGGCAAGCGCUUGGAGAAGGAAAAUGAGACGCUGAAACGUCAAAAAGAGGCGACCACGGCGAAUAUCAUCCAAUUGGCGGAAGAGCGGCAAGACUGGAAGCGGAAGAUUGACGCUGCCGACAAGAAGAACGAGAAGCUCAUGAGCAUCAUCCAGCAGAUGCAGCAACAAGGGCGGAAAGUUCCACGGGAGACUCCCAGCACGGUAGAGGCCAGCACAGUAGAAGUGUGUCCUCCGGAUAAUCACGGGCAUGGAGCCACAGAAGGUGAGGGCGAGGAGAGCGAAUAUUCCGAGGAGGAGGGCGAGGAGGAAGGGCUUAGUGAAUUCGAUGAUGAUACGGAAGAGGAGCCUCAGCCGAGCGAACAGGGACCGCCGCGCUUGUCGCAAUUCCUCGACCGUCCGCUGUUCCCAUGGAAGAGGCUCGUCCUGGGCUUCUCCCUGGGCCAGUUUGUCUUCGAAUCGUUCCUCACCUUCCGCCAGUACCGUGUCCUCCAGUCGCCCAAAGCCCCCGCCGUCCUCGCCAAAGAAGUCUCCCAGGAAGAUUUCGACAAGUCGCAAGCCUAUGGCCGCGCCAAAGCUGAAUUCUCCGUCGCCAGCGGCCUCUGGGGCCAAAUCGUCAACUUCGCCUUUAUCCAGCUCGAUGUCAUGCCUAAACUGUGGUCAUGGACCGGUGAUUUGCUGCUGAAAUACGCGCCCACGCGCUUCACCGGCGAAAUCUCCCACUCCAUCGUCUUCGUCUUCACCUUCAUGCUCAUCCAGCAGGCUCUCGGUCUGCCGACCAAGAUCUACAGCACCUUUGUCCUGGAAGAGAAGUUUGGCUUCAACAAGCAGACGCCCGGCCUGUUCGUCUCCGAUAUCGUCAAGACCAACCUCCUGACUGCCGCCCUGAUGCCCCCUGUCCUCGCUGGUUUCCUCAAGAUUAUCCAAAAGACUGGCUCCCAGUUUGUCUUUUACACUUGGGUCUUUACCGCCUCCGUGCAAGUUCUGAUGACCACUCUGUACCCCACCUUCAUCCAGCCGCUGUUCAACAAGCUGUCUCCCCUCGAGGAUGGCGAGCUCAAGACCAAGGUUAACGAAUUGGCUGCUCGGUUCAAAUUCCCCCUGCACGAGCUGCACGUCAUUGACGGCAGCAAGCGCAGCGCUCACUCCAAUGCUUUCUUCUACGGUCUGCCAUGGAAGAAGCACAUUGUCAUCUACGAUACUCUGCUGGAAAAAUCUGAAACCGAUGAGGUUCUCUCUAUCCUUGCCCACGAGCUCGGUCACUGGAAAUUGGGCCACACCACGAGCCUCUUUGGCAUCUCUCAGGCCCACCUCCUCUACGUCUUCAGCCUCUUCUCCGUCUUCAUCAACAACCGCUCUCUGUACUCCUCGUUCGGCUUCCACAACGAGCACCCCAUCAUCAUCGGCUUCCUUCUCUUCUCCGACGCUCUGUCUCCAAUGGACACCGUUAUCCAGUUCCUCCUAAACAUGGUCACCCGUGCAUUCGAAUUCCAGGCCGAUGCCUUCGCCAAGGGCCUCGGUAUGCAGACUGAGCUGGCCAGGUCGCUUCUCAAGCUGCAGAUUCAGAACCUCAGCUCUAUGGAUGCUGACUGGAUGUACGCGAGCUAUCACUUCUCGCACCCCCACCUCUCAGAGCGUCUCAAGGCCCUGAACUGGAAGGGAGAGCAAGCCGUUACCAGUGAGAAGGAUGACGAGGGCGUCGUCAAAGCCAGUGGACGCGACGAGUUGUAA
Messenger RNA from Trichoderma asperellum CBS 433.97, 2562 nucleotides. RefSeq lists its product as uncharacterized. Lineage: Eukaryota; Fungi; Ascomycota; Sordariomycetes; Hypocreales; Hypocreaceae. The record is from RefSeq and is a predicted model, not a curated record. Gene Ontology annotation, molecular function: syntaxin binding.